AAGGGCAGAACUACAUUUCCCGUCAUGCCCUGCGCUGAUGUCACUGUCAUGGAACCCGGAAGUUGAUGAUGGGGCACACGUGUGGAGCAGUGUAUGAUGUAGAUAGUGCAUAAUAAAGGUGGAAUGCUUUUCUCACCAUUACAUUGACCUCCGCCUGAUGUCCUGUGUUAAGAUGGACACAGAGCUUAAGCUAUUGCCAUUGGAUUAUGAAGACCAUGGAUCACAAAGAUGUAGAUUGGGACCCAAGACUAUGUCGCAUCUGGGAGUUAAAAUAGGUUUCCCUAUCUUGAUAUCAUUGUCAAGUGGCAAGUGUCUGUGCACAGCUUGGCCAAGGAAGGACCUUUCUGAUGGCUUUCUCCAAGUUGACACCAUGUGCUCUGCAUUGACAAAACCUACAAUUGACCACACAGGUUCAGUUUGUUUAAAUUCUUUAAAGGUUUUAAAUCCUGUCAAGUUAAAAAGGGUGACAGUGAAAGUGGUACUGAGGAGUUUGGAAGUGAAAUUGGCUUUAUCAGACACCAUGCUCCAUGAGGUGGUGAGAGACUUGCUGAGAAAUAUGUAUGUGCUGCCUCAAUAUGUGGUAAAAGUGACUGACGACUCACCAGUUGUGAUUGUGGAGGUAAUAGACAUGGACCCUGUACCUACUGGCGCUGGCAUAAUAACUGCAAAGACAAACCUGAACUUUAAAGAGGUCAUAGCACUGGAGUGGUACAAGCACAUGGCUGACAGCGCUCCUCAGUACAAGGUUGCUGGAAUGGAGGAAGUAUGUGCCUCACUCUGUGAAAUCAUCAAUUUACCUUUCCACUAUCAAAAGACCUUAACCAAACUAGGCUUAACGUGUCCCAGAGGCCUUCUCUUGGUUGGUCCUCCUGGAGUUGGGAAAACUCUUUUAGUAAAAGCUGUUGCAAGACAAGUUGGAGCCUAUCUAAUUAGCCUGAAUGGGCCAGCAAUCCAUGGAUCGAGGCCUGGAGAGAGUGAGGAGAAUUUAAGAAAGUAUUUUGAGAGAGCCAGAGACAUUUCUCAUGGAGGACCUUGCAUCCUGUUUAUUGAUGAGAUUGAAUCCUUGUGUCCUAAACGUGGAGGCUCAAGUAAUGCUCCUGAAAAUCGCAUAGUCGCUCAGCUUUUGACACUCAUGGACGGGAUUCACAGUGAUAACAAAAUGGUUAUUGUUGCGGCUUCAAACCGUCCUGAUGCUAUAGAUUCAGCUCUGAGACGACCAGGGAGAUUCGACAGGGAGGUUAUUAUUGGAACCCCCACACUCUGCCAGAGAAGAGCCAUUCUUCAAGUACUCCUAUCUAAUAUGCCCGUCAGCAGUGAUGUGGAUGUUGGUGUUCUGGCCGACAUGACGGUGGGCUACGUAGGGGCUGAUCUCACUGCGCUGUGCCGCGAGGCUGCUAUGCAAGUUGUGCUGCAGGUCCACCAGGACAGUCAGGCGAGUCAAGUUACUAGAGCACAUUUUUAUGAAGCCUUUAAAAAGAUCCGUCCUUCUACCGCUCGUAGUGCGAUUGGACAGGUGGAGUUUAAGCCAGUCUACUGGGAGAAUAUAGGGGGCCUGGAGAAUGUGAAACUCUUACUGAAACAGAGCAUUGAAUGGCCUAUGAAGUAUCCUGAAGCUUUCCUGAGAAUGGGUCUGACGUUACCGAAAGGAGUUCUGCUCUAUGGGCCACCAGGAUGCGCUAAAACCACGCUGGUAAAAGCUUUAGCAACAAGCUGCCAUUGCGCUUUUUUCUCAGUCAGUGGUGCCGAUCUCUUCUCGCCCUAUGUGGGUGACUCGGAAAAGACAUUGGCACAGCUUUUCAGACAGGCAAGAGCCAGCACACCAGCAAUCGUAUUUCUCGAUGAGAUUGAUGCUAUAGUAGGGUGUCGAUCCGAGGCCAGGACAGGUUCUGGUGUACAAGAGAGAAUCCUUUCUGUUCUCCUGAAUGAACUGGAUGGAGUUGGGCUGAAGAUUACAGAACGCAGAGGGAGCCGGAAAUUGUUGGAAGGAAAUUCUGAUUAUCGCCAUGAUGAACCUGACAAGUUUCAGGAAGUGGUUAACAAAUCAGUAAUGAUUGUGGCAGCUACAAACAGGCCAGAUGUUCUGGAUGACGCUUUGCUGCGACCAGGCAGACUGGAUAAACUACUCUAUAUUCCACCACCAGAUGAAAAGACGCGGCUGUGUAUCCUGAAAAUCUGCACUAACAAUAUGCCAUUACAUUCUGACGUGUGCUUAGAAAGGCUGGCAGCUGAUUCUCCAUUUUACUCUGGCGCUGAUCUUCACAAUCUUUGUAAAGAGGCUGCCUUGGUUGCGUUACAGGAAACUGAACUACAGGCUACCGAUGUGAAACAAGAGCAUUUCCAAAAGGCUUUAGCAUCCCUACCAUCGUCUUUGAAUGCAAAAGAUCUUUUAGCAUAUAAAAAGUUACCUGGACAUACAGAGACAGAAUAUCUUUUUAAAUAAUGAAUAAAUGCACUUUGAUCUAUUUGAA
Rana temporaria (common frog) is the source of this 2468-nucleotide messenger RNA. RefSeq names its product spermatogenesis associated 5 like 1 (gene AFG2B). The record is from RefSeq and is a predicted model, not a curated record. Lineage: Eukaryota; Metazoa; Chordata; Amphibia; Anura; Ranidae. Gene Ontology annotation, molecular function: ATP hydrolysis activity; ATP binding. The coding region runs from base 158 to 2440 and encodes 760 amino acids. The transcript has 10 exons.